This is a messenger RNA of Aphis gossypii (cotton aphid), 1882 nucleotides long. It is a transcript of the gene PIP4K, whose product is annotated as phosphatidylinositol 5-phosphate 4-kinase type-2 alpha. Gene Ontology annotation, molecular function: phosphatidylinositol kinase activity. The record is from RefSeq and is a predicted model, not a curated record. The coding region runs from base 322 to 1734 and encodes 470 amino acids. The transcript is spliced from 9 exons. Lineage: Eukaryota; Metazoa; Arthropoda; Insecta; Hemiptera; Aphididae. Gene Ontology annotation, biological process: phosphatidylinositol metabolic process.
CCGUCGCGUAGAACUGUAAUAUUUAGCUGUUGAGUGUUUAGUGCUUAAAUUAUUAUUGUUAAGUGUUAACAUUUUUCCGUCGCACAACGUAAUAGUCAACUGACCAUUUAAAACGGAUAAUUAUCGUCUAAAUCAAAUAACAGUCUCCUAAUGCGGACUUUUAAGAUUUAUCUGCAGUACAAUUGUGACGUUGAAAUGUCUACUAGUUAGUACGAGCAAUUUGGGAUCAGUCACACUUUGUCUCGAUUUCUAGUGCUUGACAUUCAACGCUUAUAAUUUAAGUCCUGUUAUAUUCAUCUAUCGUGAUUAUUCCGAAUAACUAUGAGCGUGGUACAAGGUGGACUCAGCAAACUGAAGAAAAAACACAUUGGUGUGAAGAGACAGAAGGUUAAGUUGUUCCGUGCCAAUGAGCCACUGCUGUCAGUUCUCAUGUGGGGUGUAAAUCAUACUAUUAAUGAAUUGAGCCAUGUAACAAUACCAGUGAUGCUACUCCCUGAUGAUUUUCGAGCGUAUUCAAAAGUCAAAGUUGACAACCAUUUGUUUAAUAAGGAGAAUAUGCCUAGCCAUUUUAAAAUCAAAGAGUACUGCCCAUUGGUGUUCCGUAAUCUAAGGGAACGUUUUGGUAUUGAUGAUUUGGAUUACAAAGAGUCAAUGACGAGGUUCUCUGAGCAAAGCAGCUACUGUUGUCGCAAAAGUCAAAGCAAAUCUAUUAUGAUGUACAAUCGAAGAUCCUUGACUACUCCUAAUUUACAUAUGGAAACAGCUAACUAUAAGCCUAAGAAAUUGAAAGUUAAUUAUACUGAAAUUGAAAGAAGAUCACAACCUGUUUCAGCAGAUGCCACAGGCAAAAGUAAUGCAGGUUUUUACUACUCAUACGACAAAUUAUUCAUCAUUAAAACAUUAACAAGUGAAGAAGUUGAAAGAAUGCACUCAUUCUUAAAACACUAUCAUCCUUAUAUAGUUGAGAGACAUGGAAAAACUCUUCUUCCUCAAUAUUUGGGAAUGUAUCGCUUGACUGUUGAUGGUGAUGAACAUUAUGUUGUAGCCAUGAGAAAUGUGUUUAGCAAUCAUUUGGCCACACAUAGAAAAUUUGAUCUCAAAGGUUCCACAGUAGAUAGAGAAGCUUCAGAUAAGGAGAAGGAAAAAGACUUACCGACAUACAAAGACAAUGAUUUUGUCAAAGAACGUACAAAAAUAUAUAUUGGAGAUGAAGCAAAAGAUAAGUUAUUAGAAACAUUAGGAGCAGAUGUUGAUUUUUUGACGGGUUUACAUUUGAUGGACUAUAGCCUGUUAUUAGGCAUACACGAUUGUAUUCGUGCAGAACGUGAAAGGGAAGAGGCAAUUACUAGUGGAACUGGAGAUGUUAAUGCAGAAGAAGAAGAUGAAGAUGCUGAAGAUAGUGAGGGUGCUGGGAAUACAGUAACUUGGGCAAAUACUCCUCCAGAUUCACCACAUAGUUUAUUAGCUCGUGAUACAAGCCUCUGCCAGUAUGAUGCAGCAGCUAUAAUACCUGAUCUCGAUAUAUAUGCCAUACCUAGCAGUGAAGGUGCACCAGUUCGAGAAAUUUAUUUUAUCGCAUUGAUAGAUGUACUUACACAUUAUGGCGUUAAAAAGCAGGCAGCCAAAGCAGCUAAAACAUUGAAGCAUGGAUCAAACGUGGAUGGCAUAUCAACAUGCGAUCCAGAACAAUAUGGCAAACGUUUUAUUGAGUUUUUAUCAAAAGCCAUUGAAUAAAUUAUAAUUUAAAAUUUCUUCCAUUUUGAAAACAAUAUAUAGUGUGCUAAGUAUUAUUAUUUAACGCUAGUUUUGUAUACAGCAACGCUUGCUUUAAACACUAUAUAUUACUAUUGGUUUGAAAUGAACGUACUUUAUUUUUUACAUA